UUAAAGCCAAGAGAGAGAUCACAUGAGGAGCUCAGUCAUGAGAGAUCAGCUUAGUGUUCAGCCAUAUUCGCUACAUUUACUCUACUUCUGAGAGCCACGGUGGCAUUAUCUAAAUUACCUUUUCAUGCCCUCACUGAACUAAACGUGAGUGUGUAAGACACUGAGAGGAGAUGUUGAGAUAGCAUAUUAUUAUUAUUAUUAUUAUUAUUAUUAUUAUUAUUAUUAUUACAUAGUUAUAUUAACAGGUCUUGCAAAGUCAGUUUCCUUUCAAAAAUUUCAAGGAGAGCUGAAGCUGUGAUUAGGAAGAUGGAAGGGUCACAUGCUCACCAUGACCACAGCACCAUGCCUUCUGCAGUCACUGACCCACACGCAGGCCACACAGCGGACAAUGCCUCAGGCUCUGGAGGCCAUGAAGGCAUGAUGCAUAUGACAUUUUACUUUAGUUACAAACAUGUACAGCUGCUGUUUGCUGGGCUAGUCAUCAACACACCUGGAGAGAUGGUAGGAGCCUGUGUUGGGGUGUUUUUGUUGGCUGCAUUCUAUGAGGGACUGAAGAUUGGUCGGGAGGUCCUGCUGAGGCGCAACCAAGUCAAUGUACGCUAUAACUCCAUGCCAGUGCCAGGUGCUGAUGGCACUGUUCUCAUGGAGACUCACAAAACAGUUGGCCAACGAAUGCUGAGUUUGGCACACAUGUUCCAGACAAUACUACAUGUCAUCCAGGUGGUGGUCAGCUACUUCCUAAUGCUGGUGUUCAUGACCUACAAUGGCUACCUCUGCAUCGCUGUGGCAGCAGGAGCUGGGGUUGGCUACUUUUUGUUCAGCUGGAAGAAAGCAGUAGUGGUAGACAUUACAGAACACUGUCAUUAACCUUAGAGUUGGCUAUGUCACACACAAACACAUGUACUUGCUAUUUGAAAAUAUGAAAAACACAUACAGACCCUAUAUUUAAUUCAGAACCAACAUUGUGUAAUCUUUGCCAGAGUCAGCAGUGUUAGUGAUAUUUAUCAUACUAAAGAUUAGUUCUAGGUCCCUUAGUAGCAAAUGUCAUUUUAUAAACUUUUUUCUUCUCCUUCAUUAGUUUUAUUCAAAAGCCAGAAUGUCACAGCCCCCCUAAAGUCCACUCACUCUGGCAUCAUUUUGUUCUCAGUAUUGUUCCCUUUCAGUCAUCGUAUCUUUGGUUACUCCUUCAUUUAUACGCCAUUCCUCUCUGUGGGUGCCAUGAGUAGUGUGUGCACAGCUUUACAGUCUACCUCCUAGUUUAUGUUACACACACUAUUUGAAAGGCUAUGACUGUCAUUUGUUCUGCACUACAUAAUCCACUCCACACAAUUUACAGGCCCUUGUCCAUAAUGGGAAAUGAAGAGAGAGCACCUUAUUAAACCUUUUGCCUUAAAACAGGGAAAUAAACUGAAAGGUGUCAGCAGUAAAAAGGCAGAGCUCCUAAGAGGUCUAGAAAAUAGCAGUGAACUUCAAAACAAACCACGCAUGAGAUUAGGAUGGGUCUGUGCAUUUGUAACACCUGAUUAGAGUUGUAAAUGUUUUUUUUUUUUUUUUUUUUUUUUGCUUUGUAGUUGUAGAAUUGCUGAAAUGUAUUUUGAGGUGAAUCCAUGACAAAGUAGUGCUGCCAAGACAGAACACUGCAGGGUUGAAUAAUGCUUUUAAACUUUGCUUAUGACUAUCAACUCUUGUGUGCACACUUUUUGUGCAUGCAUACAUUGGGCUUCAUUCACCAAUGUCUUCUCAAGUUUUUUUUUUUUUUUUUUAAUGUGUUCUUGAGAUGGGCCCCAUCGAAAAAUUCUCAGAUCCUUCAUGUGUUAAACCGCAAAAUUGUUCACACCUUUUGAAUGUGUGUAGAUUCUGUUCUUAGCUGAGAAUAAAUCCUAAAUGAGAAUAUGUGAUGAAUGUCAGAAACUUCAGAAAACUGCUCGUGUUUUAAGAAGAAAUUCUUAAGAAUGGUUGGUGAAAUUAGGUCUCUUGAGAAAAAGAGGUGAUCACACCUGGUUGGCUUUGGCAUGAAAUUUUAUCUAAAAUUUGCUCCCUGUGGAGUAUUUUAAGUAAAAACAAAAUGGUGAAAUGCAGACUAUAUCUUUGAUGCCAGUGUGUCCUUUAAUAUUCCUUUUUAUAUUUAUAGCAUUCUACUACUGUAAACUACAAAACAUACAGCUCACUAUUUUUUGCAAUUAAUUUUUUUCCUCAUUGUUAGGUUUUAUGUAACAAGCCAAAAAAUAUAAUGACAAAAGGUGUAAAAUUCUCUGAAAAUCAAUGGUAUUAAUAUGUAACUCUGUGCAUUCCUUAUUGCAAAAAAUGGGCCUCACCUAUUUUCAGCAAUUUGUUUUGUGGCUCUGAUUCUUGAUCGCUGGAGUGUGCUUUUUUCCUGUUGGACUUAGCUAACUAAUGCAAGUCUUCAACUAGAUAUCUGCCUUACCAAUCAGAAAAAAGGCACAAUCCGAAACAGUUUUACAGGCAUUAAGUACUUGGACAUAGAAGUGUGUUCACUAGAAAAUAAUCAACUGAUUUCUGAUUGAAUUCUGUUGAUUUUGUUUUAGUUCUAAUAGUUAUUAUAUAAUUUUCAAGAUAUUGUUUGUACAAGCUGCCAGAAUACUGUGUGACACUGGAUUUGAAAGUCAUCCUCCUUAAUACCAGGUUUAAAUAAUUAUAGAAUAACUGGAUUUAGAUUUUGGUCUAUACCAUAGAACCAAGUAAGUGCUGAAACAUGCUGAUCAAGUAUCAGUAGGAUUAUGGCUUCAAAUCAAGUGCAGCAUCAGUUUUAACUGUUUACAAUUGUCAUUUGUGUAGUUUGACAUACAGUGCUGUAAUCGAUUAAGAAAAUUAUGGAAUGUAAUUAAAAGCAUAAUUGAUGUGA
Molecule: messenger RNA, 2863 nt
Organism: Pygocentrus nattereri (red-bellied piranha)
Lineage: Eukaryota; Metazoa; Chordata; Actinopteri; Characiformes; Serrasalmidae
Gene: slc31a1
Product: solute carrier family 31 member 1
Exons: 5
Coding region: 307-867 (186 amino acids)
Biological process (GO): copper ion transmembrane transport
Cellular component (GO): membrane
Molecular function (GO): copper ion transmembrane transporter activity
Source: RefSeq, a predicted model, not a curated record